GGUUCGUGGCCACUGUGUUUGUUCGUCGGCCACAGCCUCCCGUUCGUGGGCAUCGUGGGAGCCCCGCGCGCCGCACACCCCUCCUCCCGCUCCUACGAUCUCCAGACCUUCGCCUUCGCCUCCUCCUCCGCCGCGGCGCUUCGGCUCCCGGUCGCCGGCGAUGUGGUCGCGCUGCUCCGCAGGCUCCGCCGUGGCGCUCUGCGGCGGCCGCGGCGGGCACCGCCUGCUGUCCUGCGCCGCGGCGCGGCGGCGCGCGCCUGGAGCGUCCGCCUCCGCGAAGGGCAUCCCGCGCUCGGCCCUGCGCGCCAGCGUCACCCCCGAAUUCGUCACCGCCGCCCCCGACGAGGCCGUCGAGGAAUCUUCGGUGGAGCGUGAACCGGCGGCAGAGAACAAGCUCAGAAAGCUGGCAUGCCCAAUCUGCUACUACCCCCUCAUAAGCUCGAGCGAUCAGUCCGCGCCGGUCAGUGCUGCUUCUAGUUCUAGUCUUGAGUGUUCUACCUGCAAGAAAUUUUAUCCCAAUAGAGGGGAUUACUGGGAUAUGACUGUAGCAGUUGGUUCUACUGAGUACUCUGAAUCCACGACAGUGACAACUGAAGUUUUCAGGACUCCGCUGGUAUCAUUUCUUUAUGAGAGGGGAUGGCGCCAAAAUUUCAUUUGGAGUGGUUUCCCAGGCCUAGAGAGAGAGUUUGAAAUGGCUCAAACUUAUUUGAAACCGACAACUGGAGGGAUUAUAGUUGAUGCAAGUUGUGGAAGUGGCCUGUUUUCAAGAUUAUUUGUUAAGAGUGAACUAUAUUCUCUUGUUGUGGCACUAGAUUUCUCAGAGAACAUGUUGAAGCAGUGCAAUGAAUAUGUCAAGCAGGAAAACAUUUCAGAUAAGACAUUAGCCUUGGCGAGAGCUGAUAUAUCCCGACUCCCUUUUGUGAGCGGUUCAAUUGAUGCUGUCCAUGCAGCUGCUGCGAUCCAUUGUUGGCCAUCCCCAGCUUGUGCUGUUGCAGAAAUUAGUCGAGUCCUUAGACCUGGGGGCGUUUUCGUUGCUUCCACUUUCGUUGCAGAUAUUCUUCCACCAGCUGUACCGGUAUUGAGGAUAGGACGCCCGUACAUCAGCCAAUUUACCGGCAGUAAUAUCUUCUUAUCAGAAGCGGAGUUCGAAGAUCUUUGCAGAGCGUGUGGGCUUAUUGAUUUCAAGUUUGUCAGAAAUGGAUUCUAUAUAAUGUUCUCAGCUACUAAAGCAAGCUAAUUGAUCAACUGGACAGUCCUCUCAACCUUGUCCUGAAAAUCAUUGAUUAUGCACUGAUUCUCCGCGCCCUUUCUAGUUGGACUAAUAGUUUUACCUGAGGGAAAUGUGGUAUAGAAUAGUGAGUACAUACAUAUAUUUUGCUUUACCUAACCAUUUUGGUUGCUUGUACCUCAAUUUUUUUGUGUAUAGGACUCGGCGACUCGGCUCUUGCAAUCCUGUAACUUUUGUAUAUCGACUCAUGCUGCUACUAGUAGUAUAUACAGAGCAUAAACAAAUUUAUUGUGUUCACUAUUUAUUUAGGUCCCUUUGAUUCAAAGAAAAUUCAUAGGAAUUUUAAAGGAUUUCAUUCCUAUA
Messenger RNA from Oryza sativa Japonica Group (Japanese rice), 1591 nucleotides. RefSeq lists its product as uncharacterized. Lineage: Eukaryota; Viridiplantae; Streptophyta; Magnoliopsida; Poales; Poaceae. Gene Ontology annotation, molecular function: S-adenosylmethionine-dependent methyltransferase activity. The record is from RefSeq and is a predicted model, not a curated record. Gene Ontology annotation, cellular component: chloroplast.